Necator americanus (New World hookworm) is the source of this 630-nucleotide messenger RNA. RefSeq lists its product as uncharacterized. NCBI's taxonomy places the organism in Eukaryota, Metazoa, Nematoda, Chromadorea, Rhabditida, Ancylostomatidae. Bases 1 to 630 code for a protein of 209 amino acids. Gene Ontology annotation, molecular function: catalytic activity. The transcript has a single exon. The record is from RefSeq and is a predicted model, not a curated record.
AUGGCGAUCUGUACUUAUAACGCACGUACGCUUGCAUCGGAAGCGGCCAUCGAAGAUCUGAUGAUGCAAGCCAAGAAGAUCAAGUACGACGUCAUCGGACUGACCGAGACGAGACGACGUCACCCUCUCAACGCCGUAUGCGAAACUGGAGAAGAACUGUUCUUAGGAACAUGCGACAGUAGAGGUGUUGGUGGAGUUGGCAUCCUCGUCAACACGUGUAUGGCAAAGAACAUCGACUCUUUUGAACAAAUUACGACCCGAAUCGGACGUCUGCGGAUGAGAAGAUGUGGCCCAACACCAGCUUUGACUAUCUUCGUCGCUUACGCUCCAACAUCAGGCUACGAAGAAGAAGAAGUCGAAGCUUUCUAUAUGGACCUAAAGAAGUUCUACCGAGAAGACCAUGUCUUCUACAAGGUCAUAAUUGGCGAUUUCAACGCCAAGGUUGGCCCAAGAAGAACGCCGGAGGAACUUCACAUCGGGACCCACGGUCUACAAUGGAAUGACCAGGGGGAGAGGCUCUCCGAGUUCAUCAUGACGAAUAAGACCAUCCAUGGGAUGGGCAAUUCCAGAAGCCCUCCACUCUACGCUGGACGUGGGAGUCACCCGGUGGAGGGUAUCGUAAUGAAAUAG